ACUCAGCAUGAUAUCUCAGCAACUGUCAUGGCGUCUCCCUUGAAGGGGGCUUGGUACCCGUUUUAGCUCGUAGUUUUCGCUCUCCUGCAGUGAAGUGAAGCCUUUCUGAGGAGGUUUGUUGGAGCGGCUGGUUAACAUGGGGACCGUCCAUGCAAAGAGUCUGGAUCCGCUCCCGAUGCAUGGCCGCGAUGUGGGCGUCCACCCAGAUGACCUGAUGGAGCCUCCAGAGUUGGAGCAGGAGACCAAGCAGGAAGUCUUGGAAAACAAAGAUGUGGUCGUCCAGCAUGUCAACAUCCAAGGGCUGGGCAGAACCAAGGAGGAUCUGCUUGGCUAUGAGAUCUCAGAUGUUUUCCAUGCCAAGAAUCUCAUCGACGUGAUGAAGAGAGCUCACAUUGCCAGACUAAGGCUUCUCCGCCUGGGAGUCUUCAAAGAGGUGGAGGUUCUCAUCGACACAUCAGAAGGUAAAGACGCUCUGCCUAACGGCUUGGAUGUCACCUUUGAAGUGACUGAGAUCAAGAGGCUGACAGGAAGCUACAACACUAUGGUUGGCAACAACGAAGGAAGCAUGGUUCUGGGUAUGAAGCUGCCCAACGUGUUCGGCCGAGCUGAGAAGCUCACGUUCCAGUUCUCCUAUGGGACAAAGGAGACUUCCUAUGGCCUGUCGUUCUUCAAGCCACAACCUGGGUACUUUGAACGCAACCUCACCCUGAACUUGUAUAAAGUCACGGGUCAGUUUCCGUGGAGCUCCUUAAAAGAGACGGACAGAGGCCUUUCUGCAGAAUUAAAUUUUCCUCUCGGCGUGACCACCCACACGCUGAAGUGGGAGGGUGUAUGGAGGGAACUGGGCUGCCUGGCACGCAGCGCUUCCUUCGCAGUGCGAGAGGAAAGUGGACACUCGCUGAAAUCUGCCCUUUCGCACACUAUGUCCAUUGAUUCAAGGAAUUCUGCUAUCUUUCCCAACAGAGGUGCCUUACUUCGCAUCAACCAGGAACUGGCUGGAUACACUGGAGGAGAUGCCAGCUUUUUGAAAGAAGAUUUUGAGCUUCAGUUGAACCGACAGCUUUUCUGGGAUUCUGUUUUGUCUGCUUCUCUGUGGGGAGGAAUGCUUCAUCCCAUCGGAGGGCAACCUUCCUGCAUCGCUGACAGGUUCUACCUUGGAGGUCCCACCAGCGUACGAGGAUUUGGGAUGUACAGCAUUGGGCCACAGAGUGAAGGUGACUAUCUGGGUGGGGAGGCAUACUGGGCAGGUGGCCUGCACCUCUACACCCCUCUACCAUUCAGGCCUGGCAAGGGAGGCUUCGGAGACCUUUUUAGAACACACUUUUUUCUCAACGCAGGCAACCUGUGCAACCUCAACUACGGCGAAGGUCCCCAGGCGCACCUCCAAAGGCUAGCUGAGUGUAUCCGCUGGUCAUAUGGGGCGGGCAUUGUGCUACGGCUCGGAAACAUAGCCAGAUUGGAGCUAAAUUACUGCGUGCCGAUGGGAGUUCAAAGUGGAGACAGGAUAUGUGACGGCGUCCAGUUCGGAGCAGGAAUACGCUUCCUGUGAUCUCCUCUCUUUGCAUUCCCUCGUCCCUUGCCUGUCUUGCAGUUUGAUGUGAAUAGGGAGAGUGUUUUGUCAUUUUGCACCUGUAACUUGUUUUGGAGUGUAACACUAGCAUGGGCCUAAGCUGUGGGAAAAUAAGCCAAACCUCCCUGUACCCUUGUUUUAUAUGUGCCACAAACGACUCCUAGAUAACAAAGUACCAGUACCAUGCAAAGUCAACUCCUCCGAGUUGAAAGAAAUACGAGGAACAUCAAUCAUGUUUCUUUGCUUUGAAAUGUCCACCUCUGGAAUUUUGAUCAAGGCAAAAUCUGUAUUUGCACCCAGUGUGUUUCAUGCAAUCAGAUGAAGCAGCCCAACAUGCUGUACACACUCAUGACAAGCUGAGCUGGUUUGAAUUAUCCAACUGCAUGACCCAACUGUAGAAGAACCUGGAGAAAACCAGCGCUUCUUCAGAACAGCAAUUAGGAAGGACACUGAAGAUGACGGGUGGAACGGUCACCUGAGCAACAUCCACCAGCAGCGCUUUUACCCCACUUCCCUUUUUGAUGUUAAAAUGUUCACCAAUAAAUCACAGCUCCUCUCUUGAA
Messenger RNA from Girardinichthys multiradiatus, 2133 nucleotides. RefSeq names its product sorting and assembly machinery component 50 homolog, like (gene samm50l). The transcript is spliced from 15 exons. The coding region runs from base 137 to 1549 and encodes 470 amino acids. Gene Ontology annotation, biological process: mitochondrial respiratory chain complex assembly; protein insertion into mitochondrial outer membrane. The record is from RefSeq and is a predicted model, not a curated record. Lineage: Eukaryota; Metazoa; Chordata; Actinopteri; Cyprinodontiformes; Goodeidae. Gene Ontology annotation, cellular component: outer membrane; SAM complex.